Molecule: messenger RNA, 1215 nt
Organism: Seminavis robusta
Lineage: Eukaryota; Bacillariophyta; Bacillariophyceae; Naviculales; Naviculaceae
Source: the annotation of a GenBank genome assembly
CCAACCGGACCAGCUAUCGGACCCAUCAUGGAAGUCCAGCCAAGCGAAUAUGCGUCAGUUUCGGGUCUGACGCUUAUGAUCCCGUCUCUACCAGGUGGAUUGGAUGUGAUUCUUUUUAGAAAGAGCAGUGGAAAGAGCUGGAAAGCUGGAAAGAUCAUACAAGCAGUUCCCCGUGCACACAUAAAGAACCCAGUCAGGCCAAACAGUCGGUACUGACAAACCAGCUAGCUAGCAAAACCAGCAAGCAGCAUCCAUCAGCGAAGUGGAUGUCAAAGGAAGGAUCCAUCAGCCAUCCAUCAACUAACUCAUUCAUCUCUUCUCACAUUCUCACAAUUUCUUCAACUCUCAAACCAAAACACAAACAAUCACAAUCACCAUACAAAACACAAAGAUGGUUCUCUCCAACACUGCAAUUGUUCUUCCUGCUGACUUUAUUCCCACUGAACACACAAUCAUCAUUGGGCGUGGUCGAGUGGUCAAGCAGCACAGCGCCAAUAAGAAGUUUGACAAGAUGAUCCAAGCCAUUGCUGCUGACUACCAAGCAGCUCCUUGCAAAUCUGAAAAAGGCGCCAUUUUGACGCGUCUGAUUCACGAAAUUGGCUCUGCUGCUGACAUUGCAGGAUUUGUCCGUAAGGAUCCUACCACGGGCCACUGGACUUUGGUAGAAGAAGCAUUGGCCCGACAAACGGCAGCUCAAGCCAUGCGCAAUGCUCUUAGUCAUUCUUACCGAUCUUCCAAACAAUUCAAGUCCAAAAGACGCAUGCAGCAGAUUGCCCAACAACAACAGCAGCAGCAACUGACAAUGACAGUUCAAGUCCCUCCCCGGUGUGUAUCUCCCUCGGAAAGCAGCAUCUCCAGUCAGGAAUCUUACUGCAGCUACAGCAGCAGCAACACCUAUGAAGCCACGGAUGACACCCUCUCCCUCCUCCUGGCUGCUUUUGGAAACAAUGUCUCGAAUCAAACUGAAAAUCCAUUCGAGCCUACUCCUAUCAUUGACUGCUUGGAAUUUGACUGCUUUGAACCAAUCCCUCUGGCUCUAUAACUGAAGCAAACACUCCAACUCUUUCUUGCCUCCCUAUUACCAAAUACCUUAUACCAUCCUGUCAAUACGGUACGGUACUACAUGUACCAAGCCAUGUAAAAAAGAACAUACUGCUGUAAAUAAUAAUGAACAAAGAUAUCAAAUCAAACAAUACAAACCACGCAAAAACUACA